AUGUACCAGAAGUUUGUGAAUAUGCUUAAGAAGCUACAUGUCAAUGUGCCUUUUUCUGAAGUUUUGGCAAAUAUCCCUACUUAUGCAAAGUUUUUAAAGGAGAUAGUGUCUAAUAAGAAGAAAUUGAAAGACUUUGCAGAGUUGUCUCUUAUUAAGGAAUACAAUGCAGUGCUCCAAAAUCAUCUUCCAAUUAAGAUGAAAGAUCCAGGGAGUUUUACUGUGCCUUGUCAAUUUGAACAUCUUCUUGUUGAUAAAUGUUUAUGUGACCUUGGAUCUAAUGUUAAUUUGAUGCCCUUAUCAUUUUUCAGGAAAUUGAAGUUUGCCAACCUAGUGCCUACUCAAGUGAUUCUACAAUUGGUUGAUCGUUCAGCGCAUUAUCCAAUGGGUAUUUUAGAAGAUCUAUUGGUUAAAAUUGAUAAAUUUUAUUUUUCUACUGAUUUUAUUGUUCUUGAUAUGGAAGAAGAUAUUUCUAUGCCUAUUAUCGUUAGUAGAGGGUUCUUAGCUACAAGGGAAUUAACAUAG
Molecule: messenger RNA, 522 nt
Organism: Coffea arabica (coffee)
Lineage: Eukaryota; Viridiplantae; Streptophyta; Magnoliopsida; Gentianales; Rubiaceae
Source: RefSeq, a predicted model, not a curated record